Panicum virgatum (switchgrass) is the source of this 1661-nucleotide messenger RNA. RefSeq names its product F-box protein At2g40910-like. The transcript has 2 exons. Lineage: Eukaryota; Viridiplantae; Streptophyta; Magnoliopsida; Poales; Poaceae. The record is from RefSeq and is a predicted model, not a curated record. Gene Ontology annotation, molecular function: protein binding. Bases 132 to 1397 code for a protein of 421 amino acids.
AUGCAGCCCAGCCCACACAAACACUAUCCCAUUCUCCCUUCAGAUCUCUCGGGCACCCCCGCCGCCACUUCUCCACGGGCGACCGGCGAUCCCCAUCGUCCCCGGCGGGCGGCGGCGGCGGCGGGCGCGGUAUGGUCGACCCCGUCCGCAAGAGGAGCGUGGCGGCGGCGCCCUCCCUGCCCGACGACGCCCUCGUGGAGAUCCUCUCUCGCGUCGCCGCAAAAUCCCUAUGCCGGUUCAAGUGCGUCUCCAAGGCCUGGCGCGACCUCAUCGCCGACCGCCUCCGCUGCACCAGGCUCCCCCAAACCCUGGAGGGCUUCUUCUACGCCUACGACGACGACGACGACAACGAGAUACACGGUGGCGACUGCGACGAUGGCGGUGGCAAGGGAUACGGCGUCGGCAGCGUGAGACCGGAUCACAUCGUCCACGGGCGCUUCAUCAACACGUUGGGUAGAUUCGUGCCUCUCGCUUCCUACUCCUUCCUGCUGGAGCAGCUCGGAGUUGAUACCAUCUGUCUCAUGCGUUCUUGCAACGGGCUCCUCCUCUUUGGGCACAGAAGGGAUUCGGACAGCUACGAUUCGCUGGGCUAUAUCGUGUGCAACCCCGCCACCGAGCAAUGGGUGACCGUGCCCAGCUCCGGCUGGAAACCUUUCUCCCUAUGGGAUUCGGAUGAGAGCGAGGACUCAGACUCCGACGGUGAAUCAUCUAACUGCAGGUUCACCUAUUUGAUCUUCGACCCUGCUGUGUCCGCACACUUUCAGUUGGUCGAGUUGUGGUCAGACGAUUGUGUAUCCGUGGAGGAGGUGCACACCUACUCAUCUGAAACUGGGCUAUGGUGUAAGAAUCCAAGUGAGUGGAGUUCGGAUGAGGCUGUAUCAUUCUUCGCAGGAAGCGCCUUUGUCAGUGGCAUGCUGCAUUUCAGCGUCACCAACUUUGACGCGCACCAGGAGAAGAUAGUUGCAGUUGAUGGGGAAGGGAAGAGGUGUAGGACCAUUGCCGGGCCGGAGAAGAGCGGUGAUGCUGCUUUUAUUGGUCAAUCCAAAGGACGCCUGCAUUACGUGAGUCGACGUGCGGACAGCACUAGCAAGAUGACUGAACUGUGCAUUUGGGUUCUUCAGGAGUACAAUACAGAAGAUUGGGUUCUGAAGCACAGGGUGACCUUUUUGCAGCUGUUUGGAAGAAUGAGUUGCCGAGAUCAAGACUACAAUGUGGUUGCCAUUCACCCGGAUUGCAAUUUGAUCUUCUUCCUUCAGUACUGGGACCUGCAACUAAAAUCAUAUAACAUGGAUAGCAAGGAAGUGUGUACUCUCCGGAUUCUAAGGGUGGGGCCUCAGCAUAUUUUCCCAUAUGUUCCCUAUUUUGCUGAGUCAACGGCUGUUGCUGGUAAGCACUAAGCACUGAAAUUGUGCCUUGCGACUUUGUGAGCACUGGUCAAAUUUGAUGUUUCAAGUGUGUUGCACGGGAGCAGCUAUUAACAUAAUUAUAUCUAUAGAAGUAGGUAUCUGAUGGUACUUCACUGUAUUUCCUUCUCGUGCAUUUUGCCCACUUGCGGCAUGCGUGUAAGUUAGCACUACAUAUGUAUGCAAUUGCCUAAGUUGCGCAAUACGUGAUGUUUGGAGUUCAAGUUAAAAGUUUCAAAUCUUGCACUUUGUGUUCCC